Molecule: messenger RNA, 384 nt
Organism: Angiostrongylus costaricensis
Lineage: Eukaryota; Metazoa; Nematoda; Chromadorea; Rhabditida; Metastrongylidae
Source: the annotation of a GenBank genome assembly
AUGAUGCAUGGAGAACUGCUCCAAUUUUCAUCACUAGAAGUGCUGAACGCGGCUCCAAAAAUGAAAUGCGACGAAUGUCCGAAAAGAUUCCACAGCUUCCUGUCGCUUCAGCGUCAUAUGCUAAUGGAUCAUGACACGGCAAUGCGUGGAGUGUGCAAGAAUUACUUUGCAGGAAAAAGUGCUAUGCUGUGUGGAUACUGUGGAGAAUACGAAGGAAACAUAAUCGAACAUCUACUGGAAUCUCAUGGAAAACACAUCGCUAUCUCAUUCAAGCAAGCAGUUUGCCCAAUAUGCGAUGAUAUGUUUGAGCAAAAAAAUCUGACCUUCGACGAGCACCUGGUGCUCAACUGCAAAUGGGCUGAGCCAUCCGAUGAAGAGAUCUGA